Chrysochloris asiatica (Cape golden mole) is the source of this 558-nucleotide messenger RNA. It is a transcript of the gene IFT22, whose product is annotated as RAB, member RAS oncogene family-like 5. The record is from RefSeq and is a predicted model, not a curated record. Gene Ontology annotation, biological process: intracellular protein transport. Gene Ontology annotation, molecular function: GTPase activity. Bases 1 to 558 code for a protein of 185 amino acids. Gene Ontology annotation, cellular component: endomembrane system. The transcript has 5 exons. NCBI's taxonomy places the organism in Eukaryota, Metazoa, Chordata, Mammalia, Afrosoricida, Chrysochloridae.
AUGCUGAAGGCCAAGAUCCUCUUUGUGGGGCCCUGUGAGAGUGGAAAAACUGUUCUGGCCAACUUUCUCACAGAAUCUUCUGACAUCACUGAAUACAACCCAACCCAAGGAGUGAGGAUCCUGGAAUUUGAGAACCCACAUGUUAGCAGCAACAACAAAGGCACAGGGUGUGAAUUUGAGCUGUGGGAUUGUGCCGGUGAUCCCAAGUUCGAGUCUUGCUGGCCAGCAUUGAUGAAGGACUCCCAUGGCGUGGUGAUCAUCUUCAAUGCCAACACCCCAAGCCACCUGAAGGAGAUUGAAAUGUGGCAUUCCUGCUUUGUCCAGCAGCAGUUGUUACCGGACACUCAGUGUCUCUUGGUUGCACACCACAAGCCAGGCUCUGGAGGUGACAGAGGAAACCUGUGUUUACCAUCACCCUUGAACAAGCUGAAGCUGGUGCACUCGAAUCUCGAAGAUGACCCUGAGGAGAUCCGGUUGGAAUUCAUAAAGUAUUUAAAAGGCAUAGUCAACUCAGUGUCUGAGAGCAGGGACCGCGAGGAGAUGUCCAUUAUUACCUGA